Messenger RNA from Fomitiporia mediterranea MF3/22, 867 nucleotides. Its product is annotated as cytochrome b5. Gene Ontology annotation, cellular component: membrane; endomembrane system. Lineage: Eukaryota; Fungi; Basidiomycota; Agaricomycetes; Hymenochaetales; Hymenochaetaceae. Bases 10 to 867 code for a protein of 285 amino acids. The record is from RefSeq and is a predicted model, not a curated record. The transcript is spliced from 7 exons.
UUCGUCACCAUGUCGUGGCUUUUCAACCCUACUGGUGAACACCCACCUCGAGCGGAAGCACAACAACCGGAAGAAGAGAUGGCUGAAGAUUACUCCGGUCGAAAGGUGUCGACCAGGACUGCUAACCAGCCUUUUCUCGCUUACACGCGCUACAGACAGGAGCAGAAGCGCCUUCAUGAAGAGUGGUUAGAGCGCAAGAAACAGCGUGAAGAGAAGAUAGCGAGAGGUGAAGAAGUUGGCCCUGAAGAAAAGGAUCCCACAGCCCAGGAAGAGGUCGGAUUGCUCGGACUGCUUAAGUUCAUCGUCUAUUGCCUCCUCUUCCUUGCCCUUGUCGGGAAGUUCUUCACCGGAAGCUUCCUUUUUGAUUACGAGGCAAAGCUUCCGGCCUUGAAGAAGCUCUGGCCAACGAACGAUCGUCUCUUUUCGGAGGAGGGUCUCUCAAAAUUCGAUGGAACUGACAAGACUAAACCAAUCUAUCUCGCCAUUGAUGGCAUUGUGUAUGAUGUCACCGAGGGUCGACGAACCUAUGGUCCAGGCGGUUCAUAUAACUUUAUGGCAGGCCACGACGCUGCGAGAGCAUUUGCUACAGGAUGUUUUGCAACUCACAGAACGCACGACAUCAGAGGUCUCAGCGAGCGAGAAUUAAAGGCUCGUCCCCAUACUUGCCUUGAACAUUGGAAGAACUUCUUUGCUAAUCACAAGAAAUAUUUCAAGGUUGGGCGAGUAUUACACCAUCCAAUAGACCCACUGAGCCCCAUUCCUGAGCCAUGCAAAGAAGAAAAGCCAAAGGCUGGGAAUAAUGAAAAGCCGAAGGACGAAGGAGGAUCCACGAAGUCAGAUACACGCUCCGCACACACAGAGCUAUGA